Molecule: messenger RNA, 4428 nt
Organism: Ruditapes philippinarum (Manila clam)
Lineage: Eukaryota; Metazoa; Mollusca; Bivalvia; Venerida; Veneridae
Exons: 26
Coding region: 74-3727 (1217 amino acids)
Biological process (GO): Notch signaling pathway
Molecular function (GO): Notch binding; calcium ion binding
Source: RefSeq, a predicted model, not a curated record
UUUCCAUGUCUAUAUAUUUACAACUUAAAAGGCAGAAAAAUAACUUCGACUUUAAUUAUUAAGUUAUAAAAGAAUGUUUCUUUCAAAUGCUUGCUUGUUUAUACUUUUAUUUAUUUCUUAUGCAAAGGCUUCACAUUUUCGUGGCGGGACUAUCAGUUGGAGCGCAACCGGAAAACCAAAUGAGGUUGAAUUUACUUUCAAACUUGGUUGGGUACUCGGUAUGGGGCCGGGAUGUAACGAAACUAUGAUCGGAAAGUACGUUAAUAAAAUGGGCAAUUCUUCAGCGUGGUAUUGUUCAAGGGGAUGUGGACCAACAAAUGUUUGGUUAUCAAGUGUAAAUUAUAUUUGUACGGCAGCAAGCACGGCACAGAACUGGGAGCAAGGGGAAAACAGCUUUAAAUAUACCUUUCCCGACCAAGGACCAUUCACUGUCGAAUUCACAGGCGGGGCUUGGAUUUCCCUUGACUUUGGUGCUGGUGGAUCUUGGAAUAUUUCUACAGUUGUGGACCUUCGACCUCGGAAUGACACGGGACGACCAAAUAUGAGUCCUGUUGCGUCAGCAAAACCAAUUUACAGUAUGAAGUACGGCUGUACAAAUACGAUACAGUUACCAGUGAUGGAUCAAGAUGGUGACAAAGUCACAUGCAGAUGGUCAAAGGGCGAAGAAUGUGCCUCCGUUUGUAACUCUUUACCGUAUGCCAUGAUUGAUCCCGACACGUGUUCUUUAACAGUUUCGGCAAAACACACGAGAAAUGGUUGGUACGCAGUUGCAAUCACAAUAGAAGAUUCUCCUAGACAAGCUUUGUCAGUCAAUGAUUCAGUUUUGACGGAAGAUGACGUUAUAUCAAGUGUUCCUAUGCAGUUCUUAAUUAACACUCCGGACAUACCAUCAAGAUCAUGUUCUGAUAAACCUGUUUUUGUGACGCCAACACCUCCAGAGGACCAACUGUAUAUUCUAACGCCUGGUGAAAAGCUAUCAAUAAGUUUCUAUGCGACAUCAAAGGGUGCAAGAAUAACAUCGUUCGCGCUUACAGCGCCACCUGGCGUAAGAAAAUCGUCUAUUCAGUCUGUUCCCGGACGCCCAAAUGUUUACAAAAUAAUAGUUACGUGGGUACCAAAACAGGAAAAUAAAGGACAACACGCUCUUUGUGUGGAGGCCACUGAUUCAUUUGCGAUAAGCAGUGACUCGCAUUGUUUGAAAGUUGUUGCAUGGGAUAUUGAUCCAUGUAAAAGCAGCCCCUGCCAAAACGGAGGAAAUUGUACUAGAACAGGAUUUACUGAUAAUUUUGUAUGUACAUGUGUCCCUGGAUACACGGACUUACUUUGUCAAACAGAUAUUAAUGAAUGUGCUAGUGACCCGUGCAUGAAUAAUGGCACGUGUUUCGACCUGAUCAACGAAUUCUUCUGUGGAUGUGUUAAAGGUUUUACAGGAGUGCAGUGCGAAACCGAUAUCAAUGAGUGUUCUAACACGAGUUGCUUAAACGGUGGUACAUGCGAGGAUCUCAUUGGGAAAGGUGUCUGUCAUUGCUUAUCAAGCUUUACAGGAAAAUUAUGCCAGACAGGGAUAGAUUUCUGUAAGUCCUUACCUUGUCUUAACGGUGGGGCAUGCUUCAGUAAUUUAACAGGUUAUACAUGUUCUUGUGUGGAUGCUUGGCAUGGAACAAAUUGUGCAUUUAGAGACGAGCCGACCAAUAAUACUAGCAUAAUGUUAAUGGUUGAGUUCACAUUUAAACUUGGUUGGAUUCUCGGUUUGGGGCCAGGAUGUAAUGAAAAUUUGAUCGGAAAAUAUGUGAAUAAUUCAAUGGGACCCCGAGGGGCGUGGGUUUGCUCAAAGGGAUGUGAACCAAAUAAUGACAAGUUGUCGGAUGUAAACUAUUUUUGUACGGCAGCUAGCAAAACACAAAACUGGGAGCAGGGAGAAAACAGCUUUAAAUAUACAUUUCCAUACAAGGGACCGUUCACUAUCGAGUUUGCAGGUGGAAAUUGGAUUAAUAUUAGCUCUGGUACCGGUGGACGUUGGACUAUAUCUACUGUUGUGGACCUUCGUUCUAGAAACGACACUGGAAGACCAAAUAUGAGCCCUGUAACGUCAGGAAAACCAGUUUAUAGAAUGAAGUACGGCUGCACAAAUACCAUAAAGUUACCAGUGAUGGAUCAAGAUGGUGACAAAAUAACAUGCAGGUGGUCGGUAGGCGACGAAUGUGCGUCCGUUUGUAAAUCUUUGCCGUUUUCGAUGAUUGAUCAUGACAAUUGCUCUUUAACAGUUUCUGCAAAACACACGCGAAACGGUUGGUUCGCUGUUGCGAUAACAAUAGAAGAUUCACCGAAUCAGGCCUUAUCCCUCAAUGGUUCAGUUUUGACGAAAGAUGAUGUCAUUUCCAGUGUACCUAUGCAGUUCUUAAUUAACACCCCAGACAUACCAUCAAGAUCAUGUUCUGAUAAACCUGUCUUUGUGACGCCAACACCUCCGGAAGACCAACUGUAUAUUCUUACGCCUGGUGAAAAGCUUACAAUAACCUGCUAUGCUACAUCAAAAGGUACAAGAAUAACAUCGUUUGAGCUUACAGCACCACCUGGCGUAAGAAAGUCUUCAAUUCAGUCCGUUCCCGGACGCCCAAAUGUUUACAAAAUCGUAGUUACGUGGGUACCAAAACAGGAAAAUAAAGGACAACACGCUCUUUGUAUCGAGGCAACUGAUUAUUUCGGGAUUAGCAGUGACUCGCAUUGUUUAAAAGUUGUUGCAUGGGAUAUUGAUCCAUGUAAAAGCAGCCCCUGUCAAAAUGGAGGCAAUUGUACAAGAACGGGAUUUACGGACAAUUUUGUAUGUACUUGUGUCCCUGGAUACACGGACUUGCUUUGUCAAACAGAUAUAAAUGAAUGUGCUAGUGACCCGUGUCUGAAUAAUGGCACGUGUUUCGACUUGAUCAACGAAUUCUUCUGUGGUUGUGUCGCUGGCUUUACGGGAUUGCAGUGCGAAACCGAAAUCAAUGAAUGUUCUAACAUGAGUUGUUUAAACGGUGGUACAUGCGUGGAUCUCAUUGGGAAAGGUGUCUGUCAUUGCUUACCAAGCUUCACAGGAAAAUUAUGCCAGACAGGGAUAGAUUUCUGCAAGUCCUUACCUUGCCUUAACGAUGGGACAUGUUACAGUAAUUUAACAGGUUAUACAUGUUCUUGUGUGGAUGAUUGGCAUGAAACAAAUUGUGCAUUUAGAGACGAGCCAGCCAAUAAUACUAGCAUAAUGUUAAUGGCAAAUGAACAUAUGCAUUACUCAGACUGCAAAUGUCUCCUUGGAAAUGAACGCCGACAAAUAUGCUACCCAUACAAUCAACGGAAGGGGGUUGGCUUUGGCAUUCUUGGAGUGGUCUUAGGUAUUUCAACAAGCGUGUUGUUAUACAUUCUCUUCGAGGGAGUGUUUGGAAAAGGUUUAACCUGCCUUCAAGAUGUAUAUCACAAAACACCGGCACGACCAAAACUGAAUACAUCAGCCUACCCAGAUAUAUUCAACCGUUAUAAUGACAACUGUAAAUCGAAUGAAGCUGUGAAUGAUUAUAAGUUUGAGGAGAAGAACUGUGGCCAUAUUACUAACACAUUUCUGUCACGAGGAACAUACCACAGUCGUCACUGUUGGGCAUGUAGGGAGAAAAUAGAACAAGCUAACAAUCCUGCUCCCACUCACACAUUUCUUAGGAAAUAUUCUGGUCUGAAAAGGCUACUAAAAAAGGAAUAAAUAAUAUAACUAUGUUUUGUGUGAAGUAUAUAUAAUUUUUUUAGUAUUUUUUUCUCAACUUUUCUUGUGUAGCUAUGCUAGUGUAAUUGACUUAUAAGUGUUUGUUAUAAUAUAAAAUGUCUUCAUAUAUCUGCCUCCCCAUUGUAAAGAGUAUUAAGCAAUCGACAUUUUUUCUUUAUCCUUUAAUCAUUGAUAAUUACUAUGUAUUAUGUAGAUAAAUAUAAAUUCAGGAUUGUUCAGUAUUUGAAUACAUUCACAAGCACCAGUAAUAUUGAUAAUGUCGUUAUAUUCGUCUUAAUUGCAUUAUUUCCUUCAAUCAUUAAGUCGUAUUUUUUCAUCUCCAACACAUUUAGUGUACUUUAUAUACACGCAUACCGUUUUCAUUCCACAUUCAAUUUUAAUCAAUUAAGAAUAUACGAACUGAUAAAAAACUUGUGUAUGCUAUAUGCUGUAAGAUAUACUCAUGCUGCAAACAAAUAACGUUAGAUAGCAGAAAUAAAGAAUAUUGAUAGAAUAUUGUUGUACCCUUUAUAACAUAGUAAAUCCUUGCUGGGAAUAUCUAUAUUGAAUAAAAAAGUAAAUCGUUUUGAUUGACGUAACGGUAAGAUAAAGAGAGUAGCUAGUGCUACAUCAUUUUAACGUGUACAAGUAUAAAUAUCUUUUUAUACGCAAUUAAUGUUCAGAAUAAUAGUGUUGUGUUA